GAAUUAAAACGAUAUGCGCACACCCGAUGCGCAUAAUUUUGCCUUAUUCCUUGAGACCGUCUCUCGUAGUAGUGGGUUUCUCUAGAUAUUUGAGCAGACGGUUUUCUUAACGAGGUGUUCAGAAAAAGGGAAGACGGUAUGGAUGCUGGCUCCGUGUCCGAGGACAACACAGAAGCUGAGGCGAUGGAUACGACAACAGCAGACAGACAUGUACAAGAAGCAUCUCAAAGUGACAUUCCGGAGGUUUCCCUGUGUCCACCGGACACCCAUGAGUCGGAGUCCCAGAUGGUGCUGAUUGCAGGAGACGAAGACCAGCCCGGGGAUACCCUCAGCCUCUCUAAGCCCUCUCCUUCCAGCAAGCUCUACCAUCAGGUUUGCCCAGGCUGCUCAAGCCCCUCACUCCAGCUCCGAACAUGCCCCAGCAACUCCACGCAUCACCAACACCAGCACUCGGGCAAGACCAACGCCUGUCAGGAUGUGCACCCAGUCGCUGCCGUCUCGCUUCCAGACUGUUCCACGGGAGCCGGCACAGUGAAGACAGUGCACAGCUGUAGCCCCUCGCACACAGCGGCCACGGUGCGCUGCCAUUGGCUGCAAGGGUCACAUGACGGCAGCAACAUUAAGCCAGUUCAGCACCAUGUUGUGACCGUAAGGAAUAAUGGGCCCUUCAGGAUCCCCAGAAGCUAUACCCAGGUGAUUGUGGAGUACCCAAUGACAGUCCUUGUCAUGUGCUUGGUGGUUCUGCUGAGCUGUUCACUCGCUGGGCUGCUGAUGGGACCCCUUCCAGACUUCUCCGACCCGCUGGUGGGAUUUGAGCCUCGUGGAACUGACAUUGGAAUAAGACUCUCUGCCUGGACCAAGUUGCAGCAGAACACAGGCCCUGGAAAAUUACUGUCUCCCAUGCCGCGCAAACUCGCAGACAAGACAGCUGGGAGUCAUGGGAAAGGCCAUGAACCAGAUUCUGAUGGAUUCCAACUGCACUCCAAAUCACGUCUGAGGAGAAUGCUGGAGAGAGAUAAUGCUCAGCACAAAUUCUUCUGUGAAUCGCCUGGAGAGAAAUAUGCUAAACUGGUCUUCCGUUCUGGGGACUCUGCAAGUCUUUGGAGCCUGAAGGCAAUCUAUUCCAUGUGUGAGAUGGAACAGAUCUUGAUACGCUCACAGCCUCACUUCCAAGACAUCUGCAAAAGUGUCCGGAUAGAUGCUGAUGGCUCUGCUUCGAGGGGGGAGUGCUGUCCCAGCUGGUCCCUUGGGAACUACCUGGUCCUGCUCACCAACGCUUCUUCCUGCCUCACUCUGACUACCCAACAGGUCUCAGGCAGUCUGAGUCUGCUUCGACACUGUGCCCCCUACUACCACAACGGUCAUCUGGUCGCGUCGUGCACGGAGAGAGACAAACAUGGCCAUUGUGCGUCAGUACCGAGCAAGUGCAAGCACUCGAAUGCUGUCUUCCAGAUACUGCAUUUUCUGGUGGACAAAGACUUUCUUGGGCCACAGACUGUCGAAUACCAGGUGCCUUCCCUGAAGUACAGUCUUAUGUUUUUGCCCCUGGAGAAAGGGGACUCGUUGAUUGACAUUUAUUUAAGCCACUUGGAGGGAAUUGACUUAACAUACAACAAGACUACAAUAACAGGGAUGGAUUUGGGCAUCAAACAGACACUUUUCAAGUAUUAUCUAAUUCGGGACUCAAUCUAUCCAGUUCUGGCCGUGCUUGUGCUAUUUUUCACAAUGGCUCUUUAUACCAGAUCCCUCUUCCUGUCUGCGUUGUCACUGCUGGCGAUCACAAGCUCCCUUCUUACCUCUUAUUUCUUCUACAAAGUUGCUUUCAGAAUAGCCUUCUUCCCUUUUCUUAACUUGAGCGCGGUCUUGAUUGUAUUUGGCAGUUGUGCCAAUUACGCCUACAUCUUUUUUGACUUCUGGCUCCAGCAGCUGUCCCAUAAUCCACCCGCCUCCAUAGAGAAGAGAAUGAACCGUGUCCUCCAAGAAAUGGCGUGCCUGAUUUUGACGUCAGGCCUGACCUCCAGUGCCACGUUCUUCUCAGGCUACAUUAGUAGCAUCACAGCCAUCAGGUGCUUUGCUGUGUUCUUGGGCACCGCAUCACUAAUCAACACACUAUUUGCCCUGAUUUGGCUCCCCUGUGCACUAGUGUUGCAUGAGCGCUACACUGUCUCCGCAGCAACUGCUGCUUCAGGGCCAGGAUGGAAGCCAUGCUGCACAAAACGCCCUGGUGGAUUCUGGGACACCAGCUCAAGGAAACGCUGCCUCUUCACCAUGGGGCAGAAGCUGCGAGGAUUGAAACGUGGACUGGCAGACACAUCCAAUAUACUCUUUCUCAAGAUACUCCCAUGUGGAGUGGUCAAGUUUCGGUAUAUUUGGAUCUGCUGGUUUGCAGUGUUAGCGGCAGGGGGCACGUACAUAUCUUGUGCAGGCCCAGGUAUGAAGCUACCCAUCUCGGACAAUCAUGGAGUUCAGCUGUUUCGCUCUAGCCACCCUUUUGAGCGAUAUGACACAGAAUACCAACACCAGUUUAUGUUUGAGCGCAAAUGGAGGGGGGAAGACAAACCUUUAACAUUGACUCUUGUCUGGGGUGUUAUCCCAACUGAUACUGGGAAUCACUUUGACCCAAAAAGUGCCAGCAAAUUGAUCAUGGACACAGAGUUCAACAUGACCCACCCUGAGUCCCAGGUGUGGCUCAGAGACCUUUGUGGAAGAAUACAAAACCAGAGCUUCUACUUGCAAGCUUCCAAUGACUAUGAGGAGACAGAGGACAAUGUCUGUUUCGUGGAGCAGCUCAUUCACUGGGUGUCCAUCCGGCGCUGCUCCGAGAGUGAGGAUGCUUUUCAUUUCUGCUGCAAUGACAUUCCAUUCCCAUACCCGCCCAGUGUUUUCGAACAAUGCCUUGGGAUGAUGGUGGCAGAACAGCAUUCACAGGGAUAUCUCCCCAAGAGUAGUGGUGUACGCUUUGACACAGAGGGCCGUGUCACAGCACUCAUCAUUGUCAUGAAAACUUCAUACAUGUACAGUUACAAUUUCACGCGAACCACACAAGUCUACCAAGAAAUCCAGUCCUGGUUUGAGGAGGAAAUAUCAGGGGCCCCGCUGGGUUUACACAAAGGUUGGUUUGUAAGCCAGCUAACAUUAUACGACCUGCAAGAAUGUCUAAGCACAGAGACUUUAGAAGUGGCAGGGUUUUCCAUUGCCCUCACCUUAGCCAUGCUACUUUUGACGACAUGGAACAUCCCACUAAGUUUAUAUGGGACUGCAGCAGUGGGUGGCAGUGUCUUUGUCACUGUAGGCCUGCUGGUAUUGCUAGAAUGGCAGCUGACUGGCAUGGAGGCUUUGUUCCUCUCUGCCGCUGCUGGACUCUCAGUGGACUUUGUGGCCAAUUACUGUGUUUCAUACAGUUUGGCUCCGCAUGUAGAGAGACUUGGGAGAGUAGCCCACUCGCUGAAGAGGAUGGGUUGUCCAGUGGCAACCGGGGCUGGAGCCUUUUUUUGUGUGGGCGUAGUCAUGCUGCCAGCUACCGCCCUACUGUUCCGAAGAGUUGGGAUAUACCUACUCCUCGUUAAGUGCGUAGCGUGUGGCUUUGCAACUUUCUUUUUUCAGUCCUUGUGCUGUUUCUUUGGUCCACAGAAGAACUGCGGACGGCUAUAUUUGCCAUGCACGACUGAGAAGAUGACCGACAACAUAAUGUCCACCUGCACCACAACUGACACUGCCUCAACCAACACUGCAGUCAAUGGGGCGUUUGGGUGUAGCACAGGACCAAGAGUCCGGAAGAAUUUCAACCAGGAGGGAGCUGGAGGAGGGAGUUUCUUGUGCCCAAACCAGCAACACCAUAGACCAAGAGCCUCUGGGAGCGUCAGGGACCCUGAGCAGUAUGAGCUUCAACCCCUCGCUUGCCAGCUGAGCGACAGCUUUGAGAACAGCACCUGCACCAGCAAGCUGUCCAACAGACCCUCUAUACUCUCUGACGACAUUCAGUUCUGUGGCUUGAGUCCGAGGAGGGAGUAUGACAGGGUGAGCUUGGAGGCCGACAGUGAAGAGACAGGCAGUGGGAACCUCAAGGGCUGCAACCCUCCUCCAGCUCUUCAGACCUCUUCCCCUUACAAGAACACCCUGCGUCCCACAGGCGACCUGGCCAAGGAAAGACUGUGGUGCAAAAAGUGCAGAGGUGAAGGUGGCGGAAUCAAGAUAUGGAACGCGUCCAUAUCAUCCUCACCCUCUUCCAGUAUGGAAGACAUUGCUGUCUGCCAGACCACAGAGAGCAAGAGAGCUCAGAGGUUGCUCUCGGUCGAUGACGACGCCUGCAGUGUUACGGAAAAGGAUCAACAUAAGCGUUUGCUUUCUUCUCAGUCGCACAGCUCACUCGAGGGAAUGGAGGAUUCCAACGAGACUUGCCUGAGUGACAUCGAGCCUGGUGCUUCACUCCCACAAGUGACCUCAGAGUUGCAACCGGACACAGAGUUGCAACCGGGCCACCUGAAUGGGAAGAGGGACACCCUACGACUUUCUCUUAAGGAAAAUGUUUAUGAUACACCUUCCCACGGAGGUGGUCGGGGAAGGACCAGCCAGAGUGAACUGACAGUUAUUUUGCCAAACAGUCAGCCUGAUAUGCCAGACGUAUGGAUUAAGAGAGGAGAAGACAAAAGCUAAUGAAAGCCAAUCCAACUUUUUCGCCAAUCCAACUUUAAGCAUGAUCACAACUACUCUCUAAAUAUUCUCAGCAAAAAUCUCACGUGCAAAUCUCACCUUGGAUAUCUAGGCGACUUCUUGACAUAAAUCUGUAGAUGUAAAGAAGAGCACUGUACACAUACUUCAUAAAUUGAUGGUGUCAGAUAUAGACUGUUACAUACCAUGACGACCAAGCCAGCCAGUUAACUGGCAAAACAGAUAUCUUGUGAUGAAAUCAGCAUGAACUUGAACGUCUCUCUUGCCCAGUAGAAAACUACAAUGUGUGAGCACUACUGAAUGGAUCUUUUCAAGGACUACCAAGUGCUUGACAUGCUGUGACUUCAAAAAUGAGCAUGUUGCCCAAGCCUUGUACUGCAUUUUAACAGACACCUUUACACCUUUGUAAAGAUAUCACAGACAUAUUUUAUCUCACUGGAAUGCCAUCUUUAUGAAUGUGAAUUUGGACACUCAAGACUUUUGCUAGUUCCAAGGAUCACAUAGGCCUUUUCACUCAAAGGUUUUAUAAGGUGCACAGAAUGAGGAAACAAUACAGGUUUAAAGAAUAUAUGUGAAAGUUAUUGUUUAGAGUUUAUGUGCCAUGGAUAUAUGAAAUGUUUUAUUUAAAAUGUGAAUAUCUAUGUUAAAUUGUAAUAGCGUAUUUUUGUCAUGUGAAUGGUUAAAGUAAGAGAGAGUAUUAUUACAGAAAUUGUUUCACAAGAAAUCUGGUUUCAACUAACUUGUGAACAGGCAUUUAAUUGUAUGAAACCUUUUAAGCCAUAGAAGAGACAAUGCAAAGGAUUCCCAAUGUUUGUAUGGUGUAUUUAAUAUGGGGUAAAGUGUUCAACCAGCAAGUUUAAGCAUGUGCCAAAUGAUUCAGAUGUGUUGAUAGCGACCAUGUAACCCUGUCAGUUAGUCCUGGCGUACUAAUGUGUGUUCUAUUAAUGCAAGUGUUGAGGACAAUUGUAUCCAUCAAAUUCUUUUACAAAAAACACAAAGAUGUCUGUAUAAGUGUGCUGUGCUAUAUUGUAGGCUUGAUGAAAUUCUUUUACGAAACAUGUAUUGUCCAUCAGGUGUUUGAUGUUCUCAAGGCUUGAGCCCAUGUUGAAUUAUUUCUUAUGAUUCAUUAUCUCACUGUAUACAAAAUUGAUAUUCACACACUAUGCAAACUGAGUUUCAGUUUUACAGUCCAGUCUACUAAAGUCUACAAGGACAUUUACAGCAUUUUGUCUUGCUAAAUGUUAUAACGUAUAUCUGAGCCGACUAUGAUUUCAGUGUGAUUAAGAAAAAAAUAUUAGCGUAUGUUAAUGAUGCCAUUAUUUACCUUUCCAAGUGCCAAGUUUAUUGUUUGUCAAGUGUGGCAACCAAAGGUCUUGUUUGUUUUAUUCUGUAAAUUUAUCUUACAGUUUAUUAUUGACAAUGCUGAGAACAGCAGCCCUUGAAUUCAUGAAAAGAUUUCACCUGCCUUAGAAGUAAUGAACUUUACAUCAUGUUGCAGGAGAACUAGUCUGUGGAAAAACGGUAUUUUCAGACUUGAAGUUGUACAGGUUACAACUGUGGAAGAUACUUGAUUAAAACACUAAUUUCAAUAACGUUUCAUAUUUCUUCUUGAAAUUGUUUUAGUUAACUAGGCUUCUUCACCUGUUUUCUCCCUUAGUGACCAAGCCUGGAAAUACCCAUACGAACCUUUGGCAAAUUUGGGAUUUGCCCUGCAAGUCCGUCUGACUAAGAGGGCAUUGAAGCCCAUUUCCAAGGUCCCUAACCACGAGCACGCAAAUACAAUAGCAAAUCCGGCAUGGACGUAGAAUUGUAUACAACUGCAUUUAAAACCUCCGUUUACAAGAUUGCUGCACUUCUGAACUGAUUUGGUAAAAAUGUAAUGCACCAAUUUAAAUGCAAUUUCACUGCUAGUUACGCCCCUGCUGGAAGUCGUUAAGUCAAUGAACUUUGUCCAGUUCCCACUCUCAAUUUCAACUGAGAAG
Molecule: messenger RNA, 6650 nt
Organism: Alosa sapidissima (American shad)
Lineage: Eukaryota; Metazoa; Chordata; Actinopteri; Clupeiformes; Clupeidae
Gene: disp2
Product: dispatched homolog 2 (Drosophila)
Exons: 8
Coding region: 139-4653 (1504 amino acids)
Source: RefSeq, a predicted model, not a curated record